Molecule: messenger RNA, 2901 nt
Organism: Gilbertella persicaria
Lineage: Eukaryota; Fungi; Mucoromycota; Mucoromycetes; Mucorales; Choanephoraceae
Product: kinase-like domain-containing protein
Exons: 11
Coding region: 87-2600 (837 amino acids)
Biological process (GO): protein phosphorylation
Molecular function (GO): ATP binding; protein kinase activity
Source: RefSeq, a predicted model, not a curated record
GCAACCAAAGAACAAAGUCACAAUACUACCAUGCCUAACUGAGUUGAUUUUCCCCUCUUCUUUUCUUUUCUUUUUUCUUCUUUAUCAUGAGUUCUGCUUUUUAUUCAUUUAUCAAUUCAAUUACCAAUUCGAUUACUUCGAGGUACGAUAUAAAGAAUCAAAUAUCUACUGCAGGUCUAUGGAAGAUAUAUCAAGGCGAGCGAAAAACAACAGGCCAAAAAGUCGCAUUAUUCAUAUUUGAGAAAAAGACACUCGAUAUAUCGUUUAAAAGAGACCGCAAUGCAUCGAAACACGAUACAGAACAAGUGUAUGAACUAUUAAAGAAAGAAGCAGGUAAUCUGGCUCGAUUGAGACACCCUUCGAUUCUAGAAGUGGUUGAACCAGUGAGUGAGUCACGUAGCUCGAUCGUGUUUGUGACAGAGCCUCUGAUGGGAUCCUUGACACACUUGGUUAAAAACAGCGAAAAUUAUUCAUCCGAUGCUCAAAAGCCAAGCCUUGAUUUAGACGAACUUGAGAUUCAAAAGGGCUUAUUGCAAGUAGGCAAAGGACUUCAGUUUUUGAGUGAUGCUAAAGUGGUACACCAUAAUUUGACAACAGACGCUAUAUUUGUGAAUGCAAAGGGUGAUUGGAAGAUUGGCGGAUUAGGGCACAGUGUAUUUCUAAAUACGGGCAACUCAAAUGAAUUAAGCUACGAACAGAGCCAAGAUUAUUUACCAGAAGCAUGCCAAAUCAAUUUAGAUUAUGCAGCCCCUGAAUUUGUACUUGACAAUGAUUUAUGUCAAGCAAAUGACAUGUUUGCAUUGGGUUGUUUAGCUUAUGCUGUCCAUAAUAAGGGUGUGUCCUUACUCAAGACAUUUAAUAGUUUUCAUGCUUAUGAAAAUCAAAUCAAGGCACUUGCUUCUCAUCCUUUUCAACAUAUUCCUAUGGAUCUUCAAAGUGUCAUUCGAUCCUUAUUAACACGCCGUCCAAAUCAAAGAAUGGAUCCUACCAGUUUUCAAAAUUCAAGAUACUUUGACAACUUGUUGGUGUCCACGAUGAAGUUCUUAGAGAGCUUCCCUGAAAAGACUCGAGAAGAAAAAGCACAAUUCAUGAAGGGAUUAGCGCGUGUCUUGGGUCAAUUCCCAGAGCGUGUGUUAAAGAAAAAGAUUUUACCAUCUCUUUUAGAAGAAUUGAAAGACUAUCAACUGCUACCUUUUACGAUUCCCAAUGUGUUUAUCAUCACUCAGAAAUUAUCUCAAAACGAAUUUUGUGAUCUUGUCUUACCUUCAUUGAAGCCUGUCUUUAAUAUAAGAGAUCCACCACAAAACAUGAUUGUAUUGUUAGAAAAGCUAGAUGUAUUACAACAAAAGACACCUCGAGAAGUGUUUCGUGAUGAUGUGAUGCCUCUUGUUUAUGCUGCUUUGGAAGCACCCACUGCUGUUGUGCAAGAAAAAGCACUUCGUAUUAUACCAUCUUUAGCCGAAUCACUCGAUUACACAGCUGUCAAGAGUUCACUUUUUCCUCGAGUUCAAACAUUGUUCGUACAGACAACUAUUCUUUCUGUCAAAGUCAGUACAUUGAUUUGUUUUCAUGCCAUGAUCAAAGUUUUGGACAAAUUCACAGUGCAAGAAAAACUAGUGCCUGUCUUAAAGAAUAUCAAGACAAAAGAACCUGCUGUUAUGUUAGCUACAUUGGCUGUGUAUGAUGAAGUGGGCAAGAUUGCUGAUAAAGAGAUCAUUGCUACUGAAAUAUUGCCUCAAUUAUGGCGUAUGAGUUUCGGACCUUUAUUGAACUUGGAACAGUUUCAAAAGUUUAUGAAAACCAUACGUGAUUUAACAAACAGAGUAGAAGAAGCCCAUGUAAAGCAUUUGAGAGAAGUAAAAUCAUUAGAAGAACAAACACGCAGUGUUAGUGCUUCAGCAUCACCUCAAAUUGCUUCCAAUCCAUCUCCUAGAGUAGGUGAGACAGAAAUCUCUUUUGAGAGCCUUGUCAGUGGCGGAAAAGCUAUAGAAGAGCACAAGAAUGAUGAUGAUGUCUUUGGUUCUAUGGUUCAAAACAGCACACUUGCUACUAAUGUCAUAAAUUCGACGUCCGCUAUCACUCCACAACAAAAGCCAGCCACUUCCACAUGGACUUCUGCCCCAUUGAACUUGCAGCCUCGACAAGCAAACACAUGGAGUUCUUUAUCACCCAUCAAGUCUGACCAUACUAUGACACCUUCAGCGCCUAUGAACAAUACAUGGUCAAGACCUUCGACAAAUACCAGCAAUAACAGUAACAGUAACAAUAACAACAACAAUAAUAAUACAUGGUCGCAGAAACCUAUGAAUACUGCAUGGUCACAAACAACGAUUCAACCACUCGCAUUGCCUCCUUCUCAAAAUAACAUGGCCUCUUUAAAUGGAUCUUUUAACAAUAUAACAUUGAACAGCAACAGUUCACCUAAUUACAAUGCCCUUCAGUCCUUGUCAAAUACUAACACAACUCCUCAAUCCAUGAUGCCUCUUUCCUCUAGUAUGGGCCUAUUAAAACCUAUUUCUUCACCCACAACAACUGCAACAAAGCCCCAUCAUGCUCAGUUGAGCAAGGCUAAUUUACAUGCAUUUGAUCCAUUAGGAUAGUUGUCAUAAAAUAGAAAGAGAAAUGUACAUUAAUUAGUAUACACCUAAAAAAAGAAAACAUAAUGCUUUCCUGACAUAUUUAGCGUAUUUGUUUACAAAUGUUCAUUUCCGUUAUUGGCUUGUUGUAUAAACAUUGAAUUCAACAUUUGCUAUAGUAUACCUGAAUUAACCAUAUUACUUAAAAAAGAUGACCUAAAACAACUCUGUUUGUGGUGAACGAGUACAGCUUCUUUUUUCUUCUUAAAAAGCAAAGGCAAAAUCAAUCAUAAUAUCAAAUGACCUUGAAUGCAUGAAGGUCAUG